GGAGGGAGAGAGAUGACAACAGCUGACGAUUUGACAAUAGAGCAGCUUUGCUCAGCAGUCUGCAGCUUAGAGAAAUGUCAUUACUGGGAAUCUGACAGUGCAGUUCCUGCAUAAUGUGAGCCAGCUAGUACUGACCCCACAGGGAUUACACAGGUCAGGGGUCACACACAUUGACAACAAUGACAUACAACCAUAUGCUUCAUAUUUUUUUUCAUUAUUUCAGCAACACCUGCACACACCGCAUUGGUGGUGCCUUUUGUAAUACCCAUAUUGCAUUUGAAGAUGUGUUAUGAGCAGUCAUUGGCUCCUUAUAGCAGCCUAUACAAAUAUGAUAAUUCCUUUAAUAUAUUCAUAAUGCAUUACACAUAGAUGGUGUUACRAUUAUCUUUGACUACAUGUCGAAUUGUCUUACAAAGAGAAUAGCUUAAGAAAUUCAUCACUGUAUGAAAACAAACUAAACAUUCAUUGCUUUUACACYAUGAGUUGGAGUGCACUGCUAAUCAUCCUACUUUGGUGUUUAUCACAGAAAAUGAAAAUWUGGACCCAUAUAAUACCACCCACACAGUAAUGAACACCGAUAGCCAUCAUCGCUCAGCCCCAGACUAUCGGCCAGCCAAGUCAUUGCAGACCCAUGCUCCGCCCCAGACCCACACGUACCGGCCAAUGACCAAGAGUGUGUCUGACAACGGCACGUGCAAUGUCUUCAGGAACACAAAUUCCUUAACCUCGACCUCACCCAUGCCCCCCACACCCCCUCCCAUACUCUCWUCGGCACAUGUUCGAGAAAGGGAGCGCGAGAGGGACAGAGGCACAAUAGACAGAGGCACGGUAGACAAAAACCAAUAUGGACCCCCUGACAGAAAGUGACACCAGG
Messenger RNA from Salvelinus sp. IW2-2015, 874 nucleotides. Lineage: Eukaryota; Metazoa; Chordata; Actinopteri; Salmoniformes; Salmonidae. The record is from RefSeq and is a predicted model, not a curated record.